This is a messenger RNA of Cimex lectularius (bed bug), 11119 nucleotides long. It is a transcript of the gene Vps13B, whose product is annotated as vacuolar protein sorting-associated protein 13B. NCBI's taxonomy places the organism in Eukaryota, Metazoa, Arthropoda, Insecta, Hemiptera, Cimicidae. Bases 221 to 10915 code for a protein of 3564 amino acids. The record is from RefSeq and is a predicted model, not a curated record. The transcript has 54 exons.
AUGAUAAGGGCGAAGGAGGGCUGUAAAGUGUAAACAAGGGAGGUGGGAAUUAAUUCAAAUCUGGAAUGAACGGGAAGUGUUAAUUAAAAGACUUUAGUUCAUAAAAGUGUUUUUUAAUAUUAAAAAUGGGACGGUUCAGAAUCGUACGGCGGCUCCUGUGAUAUUUCCUCGUUAAUGUCUUUUACGAGAGACAAAGGACGUCAAGAUUUAAGUCGCCGACAUGUUCCGCAUAGAUUCCUACAUCACUUCUGUCAUUCUCAGCUAUGUCGACAAGUAUGUUAAAAACUUCAAAAGGCAGGAUGCCCAGGUAUCAUUAUGGGAAGGUGAUGGGUCCUUGCAUAAUCUUGACCUGGAUUUGGAAGUGCUUGACCAAGAACUCAACCUUCCAUUCAGCCUAGUUUCAGGGCACAUACACGAACUACUGAUCCAUGUUCCUUGGACAAGAAUAGCGUCAGAACCAGUUCAGAUCACAAUAAACACCAUAGAAUGUGUUAUGAAACUGAAACCUCCGGGGCAGGUGAUGGGGCUCAAAAAGGCAUCCAAGAAGAAAAAGAAAACUGGAAGCACAGAAGAAAGUGGCCCUCCUCCUAGCUAUGUGUCAACUUUAAUAAAUAAAAUUGUGUUUAAUAUGUCUGUAACUUGUAAUAAUCUGAUUCUUAAGUAUGUUGAAGAGGAUAUUGUUUUGUCAAUGAACAUUAAAACGUUAAGUUUGAAAACAGUUAAUUCAAAUUGGACACCUGAAUUUUCUGAUUUAAAUCUCACCCAAUUAAUUUUGAGGAAUUUAGUAACUUUUACAGACGUCACAAUCUGUUUAGACAAAAGAAAUGCAUCAGGAAGAAUAGAAUCAUAUUUGGAACCUAUUUUGUACAAAUGUUCUCUGACUGUAAGACUGAGCCGUACAUUCCCAUCACCCACAGCCACCUCUGCCACUACAACAAGGGUUGGUAUACAGUGUGAAAACGUUACUCUGUGCAUAAGCGAGCCCCAGGUUUCGAUGCUAUUAAGGCUGGCUAUGAUGGUUAAGAUGAUGUUGAAUUCACCUAAGGUAACGCCGACUCCUUCGCAGCAGUCUGUUGAGGCGAACCAAGCCGACAACAAUUCCCCCACUUUACCUGAGGAAGUCCCUGUUGAAUCGUGGUCAUCUUGGAUGUGGGGCUUUAUGCCUUCACUCUUUCCCAUUGCCUCAGAGGGACAGACAAUAGACACUGUUGUAAACCGCAAGACACAUCUUGGCUUCUAUGUCAAUGAUUUUAUUCUAGAUCUCAAACUUGUUGACGAAGGUAAGACUUGGGAAAGUCUCAUGAAACUUCAGUUUAAGGGCUUAUUUGCCGAAAUCUCAACUAGUUCGAAUGAUUGGGUGAACUUCCAGUUGGGUAUUUGCCUGAUAACGGUACAUCCAAUCCCACAAAUUGAAAAUGAAACUUACCUGUCGUGUGGAGAGAUAGAGCCUCAGUUGAAAAACAGUACCCUGUUUGAAAAGCCAGAUGUUGACCUUCCACAGCGUGCUUGGGAUGUCCAUCUGUCAACAGUCACAGAAAACUACAUGGUUUCAAGAGCGCCUGCAUUUGCAAUGGACUACCUAGCAUCGAUGGAAGUGCCUAUGAACAGUUGGAAUGACAACUUUUUAAGUGAUCCGAGGGAAAGAGUUCUAGUCAGGUAUGUCGUAGGACCUAUUAAAGUGAAUGUUACGACAGGGCUAUUAAACCGAGUAGCUGUAAUAACACAAGCAGCCUCUUAUUCUGACUACCCGCUGUAUCAACAGUUUUAUUUUAAUUCUAAUGCAAUAAGUGCAGAUGAUAUACAGACAGUAUUACGAACGGAACCAAAGUAUUUCAGUGAAACCUACAUUCCUAAGCAGAUAACACAGUUUACAAUAUGUGAAGCGACUGUUAGGAUUUUCUGCGCACAAAUUACUGUACCAGGGAAAAAAGGAAAAAAAUCUUUUGCCCCGGAAAUUCUAAAUACAAACAACAACAAACAGCCGCAGCUGGUACUAAAGCUGAAGACCCUAGAUGGCAGCUUUACAAACCCGCUCAACCCCGACAAGCUUCAAGGGUUGACUUUGAGGACCAACACAACGACGGAGAUUUUUUCAGAUGCCAUGACAACACUCUCUGCUGGUGUUAUAAAAUUGAGCGCUUCAGUUGUUAUUGGGGACAUGGAAUUUGAAGAUUUACUGGAGAUCCACAAGCUAUCAACCACUCUGGCUUAUAAUUGUCUUUUAAUAACAGAUCUUGAUUCUGUUAGUAGACAUUGCACUGUGCAAAUUGGUGAAAUAAAAUUUUCUAGCAGUAAUUCUAAAUUAAUGCUUGGACUUUGUAUAAUAGAUUCAUUCCUUAAAAAAAAGGUUUCAGCAAACCCUAUUUACACAACUACACUGGUCCAAGAUUCGUUGAUGACGACAGGCUAUCCGUUUCUCAAUUUAUCUGUCAACGCCAUUCAUUUUAUGUUCGUUCAAAGUAAAGUAAAUGAAAGUUUAAAAAUACGUGUUGGAAAUAUGUCUGGUUUUACGUUUUACCCUGAAGAGAAACAAAAACAGCAAUAUUCAAUAUUAACAGCGGGAACAAAAACAACUCAGAAUGUUUGUGAAGGAAUAGCGCAAAGGCCCAUUUCUAUGAACAGUGCUGCACCUUUCCUUUUAUACAUAAAAGUACGACAAUUUCAAAUCAACCUUGAAAAGGCUAUGUUUGACUGGCUGACAUACACGCCACGACCAUUCAUCCAGGGAGGAACAAUCUAUCAUUUAGAUUCUACUGGAAAGAUCUCCUCUUCGAGUUACAAAUCAGCAGUUAGCAGAAAAAUUUCAUCAAGUAGCUUGAGUAGCAACAGUAAAAAACCAGGGGAUAUUUUAGAGAUGUUGGAAAAGCCAAUCCUGGCAGUUGAAAAAGAAGCAGAACCAGCCCCAGUUCAAAAAUCUACAUCGUCAACAGCCUUGGAAAAUUGUGAAAAAAAAAUUAAUGAAAUUGUUAAGUGGUUUUCUCUUGUUGUCUGCGGUGAAUUUUCUGAUAUCGGACUUACUUACACAAGCUCUUCAAAAUCAGCUUAUAUCAUGGUCACAAAAAUCCCAUCUAUAAUGGUAACCUCGACAUAUGGGAAAAUAACAGUGGAUAGUGAUGAGCUGCCAAUGAUGUUGAACAAUUGGAAAAGAGACGCAUCUUCUCUUCCUUGGACGAUAAACAUAAGCGGUAUUAAUGGCUAUGGAACUGCUGAUGGCAAAGUGAAGGAAGUAUUUAUUGAACCGUUUUCUAUAAACUGCACAGUGGCAGUCACUUCAAAAUUUGCAAUACCGACGUCUGCUGUGAACGUGACAAUUCACAUUGACACUUCUAACGUGAAUACAAUCUUUGGGAAACAGCAAAUGAUGGCAAUCGCUGAGCUGCUUACGUUGGUACAUCAAGUCUUAAACGCUUUCGCUGUAAAGUUUGCUGGGUCUAGCCCUGAUGAUAUUGCUCUAGAUUUCUUACAGAACAGUGAUGAAUCCUAUAGUAUAAACCAGCCUAAUAUACAAUCAAAAGUAGAUAAUUCUCCAAUGUUAAAAUUUUCAUGCUGGCUGCAAUGGACAAUGGCUAAAUUCACUAUGUCAUUCUUAACGACUCCUUCAAAGUCAAAUACUGAAAUUUUAAAGCUAGUUUUGGAACUCGAGGACAUCAUUUUAUCUGCGGAUAUGGAUCUGAAUGAUAACGUUUAUCAAAAAAUAAAAAUGAAAGUCGGCACUGCCGGUAUUCGCCAUUAUUUCAGGGAAUCAAAAAAAAUGCCUUGGAGAAUGGGGGCAUUCAGUGGGGUAAUGAUGAGAGUUCAUGAAUCAUCUGCAAGUAAUUCUGAAUUUUUAGCUUUAACCCUGACAAGAGCAUUGGCAACAAGCUAUCAUGCCAAAAUAUCAAAAUCCACGUAUAACCUAAAGGAAAGCAGUCUCCCAAAGGCUUCUGCUAAUACUUACGUCGUGGAGAUUGAUCUUAAAUUGGAACCACUCGAUUUUGUUCUUUCUCCCAUCGUGCUAUGCAAGUUUCUGAAAGUCGUUGAGCCUGUAAUUUACAGAAAGGAGGUAGUCGGACCACCACCAGGCGCACCAUUGGAUCAACUGACCACUGCCGAUCUCCCGCUGAUCUAUCUAGACGUUCAACAGAUCCGGGCUUUCUUUCCCGCCUCGCUUCUCCCUCAAGACUCCUCUCAGCAGGAUUCGAUUAUAAUUCAUAUUGACCACAUUGCUUUAAGGCAUGAAGCUGUAAAUCCAGUUUCUAGAAAGAUAUUGAGAUCAGAUAUAUACACUUCUGCUCAGCGGGCCAGAAUGACGACCUUACCUGGAUCUCAUCUGGAAGACCGCCAAUAUCAGUUAGACUUCACUGUUCAAAUAAGUACAGGAUGCUGGCAAGAACUGGCGCCUCAUGUCAGCGGAGAAGAGGAAGGCCGACUGGACAACCCUGCAGUUUAUUGGAAUUCAGGAGGUGGACCUAGCAUUCACAAAGGAGCCAGGCUAACUCCACUGCUCACUUCUGUGAAAACGUGUCUGAUCCUCGCUCCACCCAUUGUCACCUCUGGUUUUGUUAUAAGCGGCCUUAAUUUCGAGGCAAAUAUCAUAUCAGAUGUUGAUAUGACACUUUCUUUGGAACAGCUUCGUUUGAUUAAGUGCUUAGUAAAUGAGUGCAAGUCUUUGGUGCCCGAGAGUCUUGAAUCACCUCCUCCUGAGCUGCCGGUUGAUAGUGGAAUUGAAUCUGUUGAAGGUUCUAUUAUAUCACAUAUGACAAGACAAAAAGAACCGCUAGCCAGGACUGGAAGUACGUCAUUGAUCAGUACAGUUUCUUCUACAGCAGUUAAUACAAAAGGGUUAAGGCAUAGAACACAAACAGUUCCCACUGAUGUUCUUCUCAUUGCCAAAGGGAUAUCCGUUAAGGUGUACUCUCAACACGGUGUUUCAAGUCAACCUUUAGUGUAUUUUAUGCUUUCGCAACCGUUUGUAUCCCUUGAAAAGCAUGGAGAUACUUGUGUAUACAAGGGCUCUGUUUUUGAUGCGGGUGUGAAAAUCGGAAUGAGUGGACAUUUUAUUAAAGGCAGGGUUGAGGUUGACCAUUUUCCAGUUGUGCUGGCUGCUACCAAAGAAGGUGAUCCUGAUCCAUACAAGGGCAUACCACCUGCACUUGCUAACUUUAAGGCGACUAGAGUUGGAAUGAAGCUCCCAAUUGUUGAAAUUGAACUGGGAAGACCUUUGAAAUUCACUGGAAAAAUGUCUAGCAUUGAAUUUUUGACAAAUCUGAAAGACAACGUCUUUCAAAUUUUAGAAAUCCAUCCAUUACUCCAAGAGAAUGUUGAAAGAAUUUUAUCUGAAAAGAGGUCUGAAAGGCAAUUGAAAAUCUCUGCUCUUAAUGUUUCUACAAAACAAAUUGCUUUAGACUUAGUUAUAGAUCAGCCUAAAAAGAAGAAUGUAAUAAUGAGCAUCAGCUCGAUGUCUGGGAGCCUCAACUUCCCAACCCUUAAUCAGAUUUAUGGAAACCUGAAAAUGCAGUCGGUGAUCCUAUCGAUACCCCGCCGGGGUCACUCCAUUAUUCUGAACCCCUGGUCUUUCAACCUAGUCGGCAACCUUACCUGGGAGCCGUGGAUGGCCAAUCCGCUCUUUACCAUCCAGCUCACCUCAGACAUUCUAAUUGUCGAGUAUUCUUAUACACAAAUCCAAGCUCUAGUACAUAUUUUCAAUGAAUUCAAGCCAUUAUUCAAAAGUAAACCGAAGGAAGAGGAAGCUACAUUUGAAGAUGAAACAAAAAGUAUUAAAAGUGAGGGUGAGGAACAGCUUUACAAAGAUGACUUACAAGCUGGCGUUUUCCAAUUUGUUAAUAGUACUCCACAGCCUGAACUUCCUUUAGCCUAUCAAGUCAUUUUUCCAACUGAAAAUCAGAUGUCCUGGGCUUAUCCACAACCAAGGAGCAUUACUUCUGUCACCGUACUUCCAAUCCCUUUUAAGAGGUCGGUAUCUGAGGGUGUACCAGUUGUACUACAGUAUCUGGAUUUUCUUGGGUGGAAGGAUUGGGUACAUUUUAAACUAAGUGAGACCAAAAUUGUCGAAGUGAAACUGCCGACCAAGCCGCAGGUGGCCGGCACUUGGAGGGUUGUUAUAACAUCAGCCAAAUCACCUGUCAACAUACAGGCUCUUGUGGCUGCGUUGAGAGUGGACUCGUUAUUUUCAGCACGACUUGUACCGAAUAUCAGGCUCAACAUUUCAAUAGACACAGCUCAGAUCUCUGCAUGGGCAGGCCCUUCCUCGCCUGUCAGUUUGCCUCCGGCGCUCCUUCGUUACUGUCCCGACACAUCUACUCCAGGGGAAUAUGCCUUUGCUCGUCUCUCAUUUGAGCAAGUUAAGGCGAGAAUUCUCUUAUGGAAAAAUGGCCAGUUGGAAAUAGAAGGAGACUGCAACCCCAAACUGAACAUCUUGAACAGUCUUACCCUGCAGGAACAGUGCUGCGUCAAAAAAUUUCCACUGCACUUCAAUUUUGAAAUGGACUCACAGGCAGACCUGCGCCCCCAGCAGAACCUUUCAGUCCUCGUUGGGCCAGUUUUGGUUUACAUUGCUCCCUCGAUCACUCACACGCUCACAGCAGCGUUAAAUGAUGCCAUCCUUAAACCAUUCGUAGUCUGCAAUGACACAUGUUAUCCUUUUAGAAUUGGUCAACAAGGAACCAAUGAAGACAUUACAAUCCAAUGUCUUCAAUGUCAUUUUUACUCUUGGAGAAGCAUACACCAUACAAUGUGUAUGAGGUUUUCAGCAAGCCUUCAAGGGAACGAUUUUUGGAGCCACCACAUUAGCAUUCACCCAGACCAGUGCCAGAGAAUCUUCUUAAAGGAUGACACAGGGAAACAACUCUGCGUUUUAAUUAUUGUCAAGAAACUGUCCUCUACAAUCACACAAAUUCUCAUCACUGGUGAACUUAUCGUACACAACAACCUGGAGAAGUCUAUAGAUGUCCGGCUAGUAGCAAGCACCAUCCAAGAGAGGCAGAAGUAUCUGACUAUCAAUCCAAAUGUGCGCUCACCGAGCAUAAUUCUAACGCCUGAUAUCAAAUAUAACCUGCGUCUUGCGCUGGAAGGACAGUGGUCCGGCCUCGUCCCACUUUUUGCCACCUCCAACAGCUGGCUUGUAAAAGUUCCAACAGAGAACAAGACAGAUUAUAAUAGCAUCUGGUGUCAGAUUUUUCGAGACAAGAAACAUGGCUCUAGAAUGAUGGUUGUUUUGAGUCCGAUGUAUUUUGUGAAAUCGCAUCUUCCUUGUGAUGCAAAUGUUUUGGUCAAGACUGCUGAACUGAACAAAAUCAAUUCUGCAAAGAUAUCAGGAAGGGGCUCUACAUCAAAUCUUUUCACACCAGGAACGACACAACAUUCACAUUCGCUCACAUUCCACAUCGAGGGCAACCAGCCAUCCUCGUCACCGCAUGUUCCAUUGAGUUACUCCGCUAUGGAUGGAAAGACGCCACCUCUGCCUCCAAUUCCAAAUGUAGAUGUACUCCUUGAGAGAUCUGAGAUUUUGUAUUGCGGUUCCAAAUGGCCGUUCCUGGGGCCGCACUGGUCCAGGGUAACAUGGAAACACACUAAUCAGCCAGAUACCAUUACACAUGUCAAAGUAAGGUUCUGUGCUGAUAAACUCAAAGUUUCAAAUUCACUUUUAGUCGAGCUUCAACCAUGGGCCCUAGCCAUAAAUACACUCGGCUUAAACAUAACGCUGCAGUCUUCCUCUAAGUUCUUGUGCGCCCUUGGCAAUUUCUCUGUUCUUGCCCCUCCACCUAUAGAUGAAAUGUUUUACAUCCUAGUCGAAUUAAAUGAUGGCUAUCAUAAGUCCAAUGGGCUUCAAUUGUCAGACAGCAAAAUGUUUUAUACACCAGAAGUGGCUGGAUUGAUUCCUCAAACUGCAAAUGUCAAAAUUAAAAUUCAGGCUCCUAAUUCGGUUAUAUUAGCAACGUUUCAUUCCAAAAUGAUAUCAGGCAUCCGUGUGCUUCACAUCUCAUCUUCUAUAGUUAUCACCAACCUUACAGACUAUGAUUUAAGCGUAGCUGCAUUUUCUGUCAGGAAGGACACAUCAGGAAAAUACAGAGUACCCAGUGAAAUAUUAUCUUACGCAAUAUCUUUACCUAAACAAAACCCUGAUAAUGUUUUUGCAGAGCCGUUGGCAGAAUGGCAUGAAAUCGGCCAUGGCUCAGAGGCUAGCAGAAAUCUUUAUUUGAUAUUUGAGCACAAAGGCCUGAUCAGCAGUCCAGUACAAGUAGACUUAGGAGGGCUGGAGAUGAGCGUGUCAGCCGCUCUCCUGCCAAUCGCUGGCCAACCAGAGAUAAACAAAGUGCUAAAUGUGAUUUUCCAGCUUAAAGACGGUAUCACUUACAUAAUUGUGAAUGCACAAAACACCCCACGACUUGUUGUGCACAACAGGACUCGGUACCUCCUUGCCUUAGGAAAAUCUGCUACAGAUGAAGGAGGAAAAGCUGUCGAAGAGAGUUCAGACUGGGAAUGGAAUUUCAUGCUUCCAGCUGGGAAAUGCGGACAUUACAAGCCUCCUCCUUGUAAUGCACCACUGGGGACACCGUUGCCCCCAAUAGUGGUCACCAGGCCUGACACAAUGUGCUGGUCGAGUGCAAUCUCAUUAAUUCCGUCCACUGGUUCAAGGCUUGUGAAUCUACCGCAGAGCCAGGAUUUGACAGCAUCUGUGAUGCGCAUAGGCUAUACAACCCAUUUAAUUCUGGCUCAUGCUAACCAUUCACUCAUUUCAGCCAGUGAUGUCAGGUCAAGGCUGUCAUUGAAUCUAAAUGCUAACACGGAUAAAUUUCACUUAAAUUCGCAAGAAGAAAAAGUGCCAGAAUCGCCAACAACACACGAAGAGUGUAAUUCUUGUGAAGAUAUUGAACAAUUAAAAAAUUCAGUAUUACGAACAUUCCAUUUCACGUCUUACAUAGAUGGGAUAACAAUAAUGCUUUGUUCAGAAACAGAAGGGAGUUUUAUAUGGAAAGAAUUCACGGCGUUGUCUCUCGACAAUGUUGGCAUAACUUUGGAGCCCAACUUGAAUCCAAAUACAGAAAUUACCGAGUUGUUUUUGGGUGUGACAAUUUGGGAUUUACAACUAGACAACCAGGAGUUUCAGUAUGGCGGAUAUGAUUUUAGUGUUGUCCUUUUGCGGCAGGGUGAGUCUGAUAAAAGCAUAUUUAUUGGAAAAGACCCUGCACACUUAGUAAAAACGUCUAAAGAGAACAAUCCAGCUAUCGACAUGACAGUCGUCCUCAACACUGGUGUUCAGAACGUCAUUCAAGAAAUAAAUGUCCAGGCAGCACCACUUCAGGUUUAUAUUGAAAACAACUACUUCACCAACUUGAUGAAUCAUAUUUCCAACCUAUAUCCUACGCUGUUGAUCACUGCUGGAAAACAGAUUAAUGUCGAAUCAAACUCGCCUUCUAAGUCUUUAAAAACUGUCAACACUUCUCUCUGCUCUAUUAACAACAAUUCUGAGAAAGCGAAUGGUGAAAAUUCGGUAAUUUUAUGCGAAGAAUCGGAACCGUCAUCAUUUACACCCUGGGAUUCAGUGAACCCAAUAAUCGAAGAUUCAAAAGAUGACUUGGAUUAUGAGGACACAUGCUGGCCUGAAUUACCAGAAGACCCACAGUCAAAAGUUCCAGUCCCACCAGAAAUUGUGCUAUCGGCUUUAGAAAUCACAAGACCGUUACAACUAAGGGCUUUUAAUCUAUCCCCUGUAGAUGUCCUGGUCAGCGUACACACAUCGACCAUGUUCUACAUUGCUUUGGACCAGUCGCCAUUGUACUUUUCAGAAUUUUGCAAAUCUGAUAUGGUCACUACAAUGUAUAGGUUGGGACAGGCUUUGACUCUUCACUACUUCCUCGGUGCAAUCUAUGGAACGGGUUGGGCGAUUGGAUCUUUACAACUUCUUGGAGCUCCUGCUGGCUUGGCCAGGAGCUUUGGACACGGCUUGAAAAGCUUUAUUACCCUACCUUACUUAGGAAUGAUGCAGGGUCCUACUGGUUUUCUGUCUGGUGUAAUAAAUGGUUCUGCUUCCUUAAUGAGACACAUUACUGCCGGCACCUUGACGUCUGUAAAUAAGUUGGCUGAAAGCUGGUCAAGAACUCUUGAUCGGCUUACCCUGUCUGAUGAUGAUCUCAAGAUUGCAGAAGAAAUGAGGAGGAUUAAACCUCAAGGAAUAGCAGAAGGGUUGAAACAGGGCUUGACCGAAUUUGGUGUGAGCAUUUUGGGAGGAGUUGGAGGAUUGGCUCAACAGCCUCUAGAUUAUGCAACUGGUUCCCAAGACAAAACCUUCGUAGGUUCUCUAAGCCGAGGUAUUGUUGGAGUGAUGGCACGACCUAUCAGUGGUGCUGCAGAGCUAGUCGCUAGGACGACUCAUGGAAUACUCAGUGGAGCAGGCUGGGCUGACCAGCACAUGCCAAAACACCAGGCUAUUUGCCAGGGGGUGCACCCAGGCAAUGAAUCUGCAGCUAAAUAUGUGAACCAGCUGGUUUCAAAGAUGGAAACAAUUUUACUAGUCUGUGAGGCGACAUCAAGCGAUUACGAGCCUGUUGUUCUUGUAAUAUCAUCGUUAAACUUGUACGUGAUCAGCAAGGAGGAUGCCAUUCACAAAGUAUUAAUGCUAAAUGAUGUAAUUGGAAACCGAGACAAGUUUGAUCCGACAAUGAUAAGAAUCUCUACUCAAACACCAGAUAAAGUUGCAGAGAAAUUAUCUCAAAAAAGGAUAACAGAAUUUGUGAGGGAGACACAAAGGGCACUAAAUACGAGUGGUAUAGAAGAAUCUCUUCCACCAACACCACCGUCAGUAGAGAUCGAUCCAUUUGUUUAUUACAUAAAUCCCCAGUGGCGUGAUUACUUUAUGAGUGUACUUGAAUUGGCAAUACGGCAUGCUUCACAGAAGGGCUUCCCCAUAUUGAACUGAACUAUUUUUUUUUAUAGUUCCUUGUUCAAAAAUUGGCAAGGUGCAAUUUGAUAUUUUUAUAGGUUUAUAUUUUGAUACGGUAAAAAAUUGUAUUUAUCCUUUAGCAGUGAAAUACUAGUCAAUAUUAGUGUGUAAAACCGUACGUUUCAAUAUGUAAAUAUUUAUUAUUAAAACAAUGAUGUAAUACAAGUCCAUUGAAAUCUG